AUGGUCCAAGCGGUGGCAUUUUUCAUCUCCCCCUUGGCCUCAUCAUCAUCAUCAUCAUCAUCAUCAUUAUCGUCAUCAACAGCAGCAGCAGCCAGCAGCAUCAAUCAACACUUAGUGCCCAUCACAACAACCGCCAUGCCUUCCUCCUCCCCCACCGCCACCACUCUGGCCGAUGUCGUUCGCAUGGCCUACCACAAGAACAUCAAAAUGUGCAAGCAACAAGACCGCAUGGCUCUCCGACAGACGGUCCAGCAGUCGCAGUUCUGGCGCCACCUCCAGCACACCUUCCUCGAGGACCCCCAGGAGGGUGCCUGCUUGGAACGCAUGACUGUUCCCCAGUUUGAGGCCCACCGUCGACGAUCGGCCAGCCCCUUGAGCCACACCAAGCCCGUUGCCUCGGCAAAGACCGACCUCGUCACCCCGCCUCUGCACCAAGUCGAGCCCAGCCACAUUGUGGUCCGGCCCUGCCGCCGCUCCGUCCUGGCCUCGGCCAACCGGGUCGGUAUCUGCUCCACCGUCUAG
Messenger RNA from Monosiga brevicollis MX1, 522 nucleotides. RefSeq lists its product as uncharacterized. Lineage: Eukaryota; Choanoflagellata; Craspedida; Salpingoecidae. The coding region runs from base 1 to 522 and encodes 173 amino acids. The transcript has a single exon. The record is from RefSeq and is a predicted model, not a curated record.